AUGGCGAGUCGUCCGCAGCUCGUCGAGGUGCGCGAUUUCGUCUACGCAACCAUGGAGAAGGCGCCUGAAGUCCCGCAACACCUGUCAGAAAUGCUCAGCACCGGAUCAGAACAUCUCAACGAAUUCUUUGUGCGAAGUUCGGACCAGAUCCGGGAGAUCGUGGCGGCGCGACCUGAAGUCGGCGGGCUGGUGGGAUCUUGCGUGAGCUCGUUCCGAUGCGUGUCGACAGCGGCGAUCAUCGGUGUGGUCCUGGCGGCCUUUGCAGCGUAUGUCGUGUAUCAGCUGUAUUUCCAUCCGUUGGCGAAGUACCCAGGCCCGCUUCUUGGACGCCUGACGCAGUGGUAUGAUGUCUACCAUGCGUAUGUUGGAGACAAGCACAUUUUGUUUUACCAUCUGCAUAAGAAGUAUGGAACGGUCGUCCGGUUUUCGCCCAACUCGCUUUCGAUCAACGAUCCGGCUGCUUUGAAGGUCAUCUAUGCUCAUGGAGCCAAUGUCCAGAAGUCGGUCUUCUACAAGUGUUUCCGCGCCGCACCGCAGGCUAUCAGCACUCUGCUGGCCACUGAGAAACACCACCAUGCUCGCAAGCGAAGAAUUAUGGGCCAGGCGUUCUCUGAGAAUGCCCUCCGCGGUUUCGAGCAAUACGUUCUUGGUCAUGUGCAGGAUAUGGUCGACCGCAUCGGCGUGGCCGUGAACCGUCCUGGUGCUGAGAAAUCCCGCUGGAGCGUUCCUCUCGACAUGGCGAACUGGUGCAAUUGGCUGGUCUUCGACAUCAUGGGCGACCUCGUCUUUGGCCGAUCCUUCGGUACGCUUGGUGAGAAGCCCGAGAACAGAGAGGGAAUUUACCUGCUCGGCCGCGCUGCGAGGAGGAACUAUGUCGUUGCUGCUAUGCCUGCUCUUCUGUACACUGGUCUGGAGAAGUGGCUACCCAUCCUUCGAGGACUGUUCCUCGACCGAUGCAAGUACCUCGCUUUUGGCAAGAAGCAGGUCAUGGAGCGGACCAAGGAUGCGGGUUUCGGUGCCGCUGGGUCGCCGUCGAUGGAGACUGGACGGAGGGAUAUCUUUUCUUUCUUGUUGCAUGCCAAGGAUCCGGAGUCUGGUGAGGGUAUGCCCAUGCCUGAGCUGUGGAUGGAGGGCAACACCCUCAUCGUCGCUGGGUCUGAUACCACUUCAACCACCCUCGCCGCCACUCUCUACUACCUCCUCCACAACCCCCACACCCUCGAAAAACUCACGCACGAAAUCCGCACCACCUUCCCCUCCCGCGGCUCCAUCCACAUGGGCCCGCAAAUGCAAUCCUGCACCUACCUGCGCGCCUGCAUCGACGAAACCAUGCGCAUGACGCCCGCGGUCGGCGGCGUGCUCCCGCGCGAAAUCUUCAAAGGCGGCCUCGCCAUCCCGGCCCUGGGUCUCAACCUCCCCGCGGGCAUCGACGUCGGCAUCCCCAUCUACGCCAUCCACCACCAUGCCGACUACGUCGUCGCCCCCUUCACCUUCGACCCGGACCGCUGGCUGUCCAAAGACCACCCGCAGGACCGGGACGCGCUCAACGCCGUUUACAACCCCUUCUCCAUCGGCCACCGCGCGUGUCUGGGCAAGCCGCUGGUGUAUAUGGAGCUGUGCAUCGCGGUCGCGAGGUUGUUGUGGGAGUAUGAUUUGCGGCUCAGUGGGGAUCAGAAGGUUAGUGGGUUUAUUCAGAGGGAGAUUGGCACCGGCAAGAGGCAGGAGGGCGAGUAUCAGUUGCAGGAUUGGUUUAUGAGCAGGAAUGAGGGGCCGCAUGCGGAGUUUAGGGCGAGGGAGGGGAUUUGA
Molecule: messenger RNA, 1806 nt
Organism: Zasmidium cellare ATCC 36951
Lineage: Eukaryota; Fungi; Ascomycota; Dothideomycetes; Mycosphaerellales; Mycosphaerellaceae
Exons: 2
Coding region: 1-1806 (601 amino acids)
Molecular function (GO): iron ion binding; heme binding; oxidoreductase activity, acting on paired donors, with incorporation or reduction of molecular oxygen
Source: RefSeq, a predicted model, not a curated record